AGCGACUUGAGCGUGCCUAGAAUUAGACAUGUAGACUGAUUCUAAAGACGUCUCUCAGGUAUCCAGAUUAACGUGCUUGAUUCGGAUCCAUUAGCUUCUCCUCCCUAGUUUAAUAGUUUCGUUGUUUGUAUAAUUCUUCAACAGUGGCUCGUAGAUCUACUUCAUGCUUUUUGCGGGACAAUGUUGAUGUCCCAGCGAUCGCCGAUCCUCGGCAUGAGCACAGGAGAUGUUAUCGGCGACGAAACGCAGCGGUCCGCGUUCCACAGGUCGCUGGACGUACCGCAACUUUUUGCGGACGCGACGCAAGACAGCUUUUGCCCCACCAACGAAGAUCAGCACCAAAAGGAUGCCCUGGAGACCCAGAAACGGAAGUUCCUGGAGCGGACUGUUCCACUACCAGGCAACUUUGACGAGUUGCUUCGCACUUACGAGAUUUUUCCGCAACGCAAGAGGAACGACGCCAGCGCCGAACCAGCACCUGGUUCGAAAAUCAAAGCGGGUUACCGGGGUCGAGGCGGCCACGGCUACGCGAGCGACUAUGAUAGCGAGCCUGUGAAUGGUAGGGGAGCCAAUGCAGACCUUUCGUCGGAUUCGGAGCCGGAGAUGGAUGCACCGCCACGAGUGGGGGUUGACGACUUCAGCUUCCCUGGCAACACUCUCUACGACACUGAGUGGCUAGGCAAGAAAGUUCCACGGAACAAACGUUCCGGCGCAUCGUCAUCGUUGAAUAAACCGUCCCUGAAUAACAGAGGGGGCGGACAUAAUGAUAUGGGAGUCGGAGGACAGGCGGGGCAUCAAGACCAAGAUACGGCAUCGACACUUCAUAUGGACACUAUUGGCAGGGCAGGUGGAUGUGACAGCGGCAGCGCGUCGCUGAGGGACUAUCAUGGAGGCACCUCCUAUGCCGCGGACGGAUCGAGCGCUGCUCGAAGCAGUUGCGCCUCCAGCGAGGCAGGCGAUUUUAGCGUGGCUACGGACGCCGCUUUUCGCGAGGAUAUGAGCGUGCAAGAGAUGCAUGGCGGCGGUGGCGGAACCUUAGCUGGACGCGCUGGUAUUGGUGGGACGACAGGGGGCCCACUGCGCAUGACCAGCAGAGGACGUGCGCCGGCGAUCACGCGGAACAGCAAUUCGGUACUUUCCGCAGCGUCCGCCAGUGCGACCGUGCGACGUCGAAGCAUCGGCGCGGCAUCUGCCUCGAGCUCUUCUAUGAUGGCCGGAGGAGGGGGUAGACAAUCUUUUCGGGGUAGCAUCAGCGGCAGCUGUAGCUACAACAGCGUCAACGGUGGCACCGCAUCGACAAUGACCGCAGAAGGCUCGGGCUUGCUCGGUGUGGCAGGUGGUGCUGCAUUUCCACCAGCACCUCCUGCGCCACGAGUUCCGCCGCGAAUGAUGGGUGCGGACGAGCAGCGCGUGCGUGACAUUGCGCGAAGUCAACCAGCUGCAAAGUUUCCGAGUAGCAAAGAGAUGGCUGCUGACUCGCCUACAGGCAAGGCUCCGCUGCUUGCCUCGCGGAGUCCGUUGAAGGAGGCCGCGCAAGUCACGAGGCUACCUGCGGCUGCAUUUUCGCCCAUAGCGGCAGGACAAGCGGGAUACAGUCCACCGUUGAGCAGCGGGCAGCCGCUCUCCGCCACAGCAGCACUGAUCGGUGCUAGUCCUAACGGAAAGCAUCAGCAAGUGGUCAAAUUCAGCUAUGGCGGGUCGGCGAAUUCCAACAAAUUGCUAAGCAACAUCAUGAACAAACAGGGAGGUGGGUCGCAGCUUCAAGGCGGAAUCAAUGCUGCUGUUGGAGGCUUUAUUGGUGCUGGUGUUCCCUUGUUUUAUCCUGAAGACGGACCGGCGAACAACAGCGGUUCUAGCAAAGUGGGCGGCACUGGCUGGAGUCCUUCGAAAAAUCACUACAAUGAUCUUUUGGACAGCUACGGGUCGAGAGGUGCUGGAGCGCAUGGAGCAGCAUCGAGUCUCAGACUCGCGAGUUCUGCCUCGGUCGGCGCGCUGCCUCAACAUCGUCGACAAAGCACAAGCACAGACGUCCUGAAGCGAUUGCCCAACGGCCGUGUCACCGCGGCAGCACCCGAAACUGAGAAAAUCAGACAGCAGCAAAGCAAUGCGCUAUGGUCGCGCAAGCUGCAACAAGAAUACGCAGCAUCCGGAACCAAAAGUAAUUUUAUGCUUGAAACAAGAUGAAGUAAGUUUACUCUUUCAGCUGGAUCCAUUACAUGGUAGCAUGGGGAUAUCUCGAGGUCGAGCAAUCUACUAUCUGUUGAUCAUGUCUCGUCCUUAAUCUUGUUGAUCUUAGAUAGACGGAUGAUCGUAACCUAUACCUAACACAAUCAUCUUGCUUCUACUAGUGAUUAGUAUAAUGUACCACUUACUUACAUGUCUGAAAGAGUUUGUUGAACAUCGAGCGUAGCAGAUGCUUUCAUAACUUACGGGGGCGGAACGACAGGAAGUUUUUUAGGGAGAAAAAACACUCCUGGCAUGGGAGGCAUCAAGUUUCAACGCGAGCCGCUUCAUACCAGUAGCAAACUGAAUGGCGGGUUCAGCCCGAGUGGGGACGAGUCCAUGUCUUCCGUCUAUCCCGGUCCACGUCUUAGCGAUCAACCGAGUCCUAUGGCCGGAUACCAAGUAAAUAAGAGUUACAACCAGAACGUUGGAGGUAAUAACAAUUCCAAUAGCGAAAUCAAUGCAGCUGGGACCUCUUCGCAUCAGUACCAGAAAAGCUUAUUGCAAGCAGCGGGAUUCGUGGCAAUGACCACGCAAAUCGGCAAGCACCACCCGCAUCACCCGCGAAACAAGUACCAGACGCGCGCUUUUUUACGAUUUCCACCGCCGACAGGAGGAGCCAACACCUAUAGCGCAGAGAGAAGCGAUUUGGACUCGAAUUGGAACGCCUUGCCAGGUGUCUGAAAACGAUGAAAUAGGAAUCAGAAUCAGAGAAGCACGCUCGAGUUCGGAUUACCAACAAAAAGGACCACAAUUUUUAGCCUGAUCCCAUGCCUGCUCGUUCUAGAGGGAACACAUCAUCACCAUCAGAAAGAUUUACUUGAGCUACAAUGAAAGAUGAAGUAAAGGCUUCAGCAAGUGCAAGUAGACCUCCAAUGUAUCGAUGGACUAUCUAGUGAUAGUUACAACUUCAAGUGAAGAUACUGAUGUUGUCUUUGUCAUGCGUCAAUGAAAAACAGAGUUCCUAGACGAAAAAGUAUGAACACGACCUAUCAUGAUUCAACAUGUGCAGGAGCACGCACGCACGGCAGUAGAAAAUACCCUUAAAUUUCGACCGAGGACUUCUUUCGAAUCCGAAGCGCUUCACAAUCACGUGCUAUCAACUCAUUGCUUAAUGAAUAAUACGUAGGACCAGGGCUUGUUCAAAUCGUUAUCACAAAGUCAAAGCACAUCAAUGAGAAGGCGAUCAUCAUGCCAAGAUGAAGAACAACUAGAAUUGAAAAAUAUUGUAUCUAUAAUGUCUGCGAAAUAAUCCUGCAGUAGCUUUAUG
Messenger RNA from Amoebophrya sp. A25, 3493 nucleotides. The record is from the annotation of a GenBank genome assembly. NCBI's taxonomy places the organism in Eukaryota, Dinophyceae, Syndiniales, Amoebophryaceae.